Symbiodinium necroappetens is the source of this 5454-nucleotide messenger RNA. Lineage: Eukaryota; Dinophyceae; Suessiales; Symbiodiniaceae. The record is from the annotation of a GenBank genome assembly.
AUGGGUCCUCGACAGCUGCAGACUUUCCUGAGUAAGAAGGUGGCACCCGAGAUUAUUGAUGUCGAUGCUGAAGUCCGAAGCCGUGGAGAGGUGGGGCUCGUCGUAGACUUUCAUGCAUUUACAUUCUGGCUACUCGGUUACUUCGAAAACGAGACAGCUGCCUCAAACCUCGGUCGCGUCACUGGUUUGGCCCGAAGGUUGGUAGAAGGGCUCGCCAGCCGCGGCGUACGCUUGCACUUUGUUGAGGAUGGUGCGCAGGGCUGCAACGGACCGGAGGAGAUGGAAUCCAAGCUGACGGAGUUGAGAUCGCGUUUUGCCCAACGGCAGGCUGACAGAGCAAAGCUAAAGCACUUCUUGGAGGGUACGGACUGCAAUCCGGGGCAAAUCCAUAGUGGGCCCCUCUUUGUUGAGGCGGUUCGUGCUGGGAUUCGGGAGGCUGGCGCUUCUUGGCAACUUGCGCAAGGGGAAGCGGAUCCUGAAUGUGUUCGUGCUAUGGAGCAGAGAAAUGCACUCGCUGUGCUUGGCAAUGACACCGACUUUGUCAUCAUGCAGGGUGGCCGACUCGUGACGUUUCAACACUUUGAUCCUGAUUUUGCCGUUCUCCCCGCCCUGCUGGAUUUGCCGAGCAAGGACUUGCAAGGCGAGCGCCAGCCCGAGAAGAAGUUUGUCCUGAAGGUUUGGAGACGCAGUGCGCUGGCAAACGCCCUCGCCGUUCCCGAGGAUGUGCUCCCAAUGGUGGCGGCACUUUGCGGCAACGACCAUUCGCGGCAGCUCAUCGAUCGAUGCCGACGGCGUGGCUUGCCAGGCCCUGCUGGUGAAGAGCUUCCAGACAGCUUCGAGAAGCUGGCCAAGCUUGUGGAGUGCACGAGACCUCCUCAGGAGGCAGCGCUGGACUUGCUGAAACCAGCCUUGAACAAUGAGGCGGAGAUUGAGCAGGCACAGAGAGUGCUGGCAGAAGUCCAGAGCUUCUACAUGCCGCAGAGAAUACCGGCAAGUCCACACCUUGAAGAUGACAGCCUCGCACUCGUGUGCAGCGAAGUCGAGCAAGGCUUGCUUCCGAAGUGGUGCAUGCCUGUGGCGGCCCACGGCCUCUACCUCACUAGCGACUUCCUGUCAGACCCGUCCGUGGGUUCCUGCAAGAUGACUCUCCUUUUAAAGCUGAAGAGCUGUGCGUUUGGAUUCCUUGCGCCUCCCUCUGCUGGAGUUCCCAUUCCUUCCCCUUCUGUCACGAUUGGGAGCCUUGGUCCGUGCACACCAGCGAGCCCUCCGGACAAGUGGGGCAAUGUGCAGGUCCGCAUCCUGGGCAAGUCAGAGCAUGCCAGCUUCGACGACGUCCGGAAGCCUUUCGGCUAUCUGGGGAGGCUCCAGGGCCUCAGGGCGCAGCCGCUCCGCUCGCGCUUCGCGCUCUUGCGGCUCUUCGUGGAGGCCAGCUUCCGGCCUUGCGGCUCCACUUCGCUCGACUCUAAGGCGGAGGCCGAGGUGUCCUUGGGCACGCUGCAUGCUCUGGCCUUGCGCUUCACGGCCGCCAUGGCACAGGAGCUCAAGCUUCAGGAAGCCGAGAUUGGAGCCCUCCUCGCGACUUCUUACAUUCUAAAAAGCACGGUCGUGCCCGAGCUGGUCGAUGCUCCCGACUUCUCGAACCGCAGAUGCGCUGACUUUCGCUGUCUGUGCCUCGGCGCUUGGUUUCAGAAGGUGAUCUCCGCAGUGCUGGACCUAGCAAAGCUCCUGGCUGUGGCACCGAGCGUGAGGCCCGAGAAGCUCUUUGACGGUCGGCUCUUCCUCCACGUCUUGCAGACCUUCCGAGAGAGGCCUCCGGUGGAAGCCGAGGCCGCCCCUCCGGCUGCGAAGCCUCGCAUUCGGCGUGGGAAAAUGGGCCCACGGGCUGGCGAGGCUGGCGGAGAAAGUGAGGUGUACCAAGCGCCUUUGAGCCUGGAUCGCUUGGAUGUGGAGAACCUGGUGAAGCUGCGGGGCAGUGCUGAAAUGAAAGCCUGGCGAGAUGAAGUACUGCGAGAGCUGGUCGUGCAAUUUCUGCCCUCUAUACCGCAGGAGGCAAGCUUGGCAAAAGAUGCCGUGAUCGAGGACAGGUUCACGGGAUCGGCCGAGCUGCCCAUCACUGCACGCAAGGCAGAGCUCUGCAGAGACCUUCUGGAGAGUCGUGUGACUUGCGUUCAUGGCGAAACAGGAUCCGGCAAGAGUACGCAGGUCCCGCAGUACAUCCUCGAAUGCUUCACGAACGCUCAGGUGGUCGUCACACAGCCCCGGCGAAUGGCCGCGAUCAACCUGGCCAAGCGAGUCGCAGCGGAGCGUGGGGAAGAUUUGGGCAGAGCCGUUGGGUAUCGGAUCGGUGGAGACAGCAUGCCUGGCUCACGGCUGAACUUCGUGACCACGGGCUGGCUGUUGAGAGCUUUGGUGAGCAGUCCAGAGCGGAUUGGCCAGCUCACGCAUGUCGUCUUCGACGAGAUUCACGAGCGCUCGGCCGACGCAGACUUCUUGAGCAUGGUGGUCCGCUUGCUGCUUCACCGCUCCCCGGAUGUGCGCCUCGUGAUCAUGUCCGCAACCCUCCAAGCAGAUGUUUUCCGUUCCUACUUCCAAGACUUGCAGCCGGAAGCCUCGGACAUACCUCUAGUAGCAGUGGGCGGCCGCUGUUUCGACGUUCAGAAGAUCUUUCUCGAUGACAUCCGAGACUUCUGCGGCAAGGGCAAGAAGCUGAGCAAGCCGGGGCAGGUCGCUUUGUCGAAGUUACUCUUAAAGUUUCACGAGCGCAAGUUCGAGAACAACAGCUCCAAAAACUUGUCCGACGUCUUGCCCCUUGCCACACCGCUCAUUCUCGACCUGCUGGCAUCUUUGGCCGAACCGGGCUGCACAAUCCUGGUCUUCCUGCCCGGCCUUGAGGAGAUUAGCAACCUCUACGACGACUGCCAGGCUUACCUGCACGCGAAGGAUGGUGCGCUGGAGGCUGAGGACCCGGAGCCUGCGCCAGGAUCCGCCGAGCAGGUGCAGAACCUUGAGCUUAAGGCUUUCGCUAUGCACUCGCAAAUACCUAUGGAGGACCAGCUGGGGGUCUUUAAAGGCCCAGGUCCACGGGCGUGCCAUCUGGUCUUCGCCUCCAACGUAGCAGAAAGCUCUUUGACACUGCCCAGUGUGUGCGCAGUCUUGGACCUUGGUUUGAUAAAGCAGAUGGUCUACGACCCACGAUUGCGGGUGUCGUACUUGGCACUGCGGUGGACAAGCCAAGCUUCCGCCCAUCAGCGAGCAGGUCGUGCAGGCCGAACCCGAGAGGGGAUCGUCGUGCGGCUCUACCCGCGAAGCUUCCACGAAGGAAUGGUGGCCUUUGACCGGCCGGAGACUUCCUCCUUGCCAUUGCCAAGAUUGUAUUUACAAGCCAAGCAGCUGGCCUGUGAUUUGGGGGAUCGCGAUCUUGCUGGAGGUGCCUCUGCAAUUUCUGUUUUGGAAGACCUAGUUGACCCACCAGACCUUGCCAUUGUUGAAGUUGCCCGACAAGAGCUCGCAGAAGGCUGUGCGCUGGCCGCAUCUGCGGAAGACGCGGACAUCACUACUCUGGGGAGAAUCUGCUUGCGGCUUCCCUUCGAGCUAGCUCUUUGCCGUCUUAUCUGGCUGAGCUGUCAUUGGGGAUGUGCUGCCGAUGGAAUUGUGCUGGCAUGCAGCAUGGCAGUACAGGACCCUUUCUCGCAGCCCAAUCCAUUGGCCAUCACCGAUGCCGUGGAGUUGGGUCAGAAACUACGCCGGAGCAAUCAGAGCCGACGUCGUUUUGAUGGUGGAAGGGCUUCCGAGCCGCUUGCGCUUCGCAGCCUUUUCCGUGAGUUCUACCAGACGCUGCGCACUACAGCUACGGGUGGUCUCCUCGGAGGUCGCCGCGCGUGGAUGAAGCAUGCGAGCGCAAUGGCUUCGAAGCAUGCUAUCAUUCCCAGGCGUUUGGCAGAGUUCUGUGUUCAGGUGGAUGAUGUGGCUCAGCGCCUCGUGGGCUUGCUGGGCCCUGGUAGUCGAGUGGAACGUCAAGUGCGCCUGCUGCUCAAGGGCUUAGGAAGGAGCCUUGUGGAUGCUGACGAUGCGGGCAGCUUCCCCUGUGAGGAUCCGUGGGAACUGGAUGAAUGGGUCAAAGCAGACCAGAAGAGUACUUGCCGUGCAGAUGUCGGUUCCCCCUUCGUCGAGAACGACGACGUCUUGCGCGGUCUGUUGUCCGCCUGUUUCACGAACCAGCUGGUGAUUUCUUCGAAGGGCAGUCAGAAGGAUCAAGAACUUGCAAACGGCAUGGCUCAGAUUGCGGACCCUGCCCGAAGUGCCCUUUUCGAUGUGGAGCACCUAGAGGACAACGAUGCCUUGCGAGAAUCGGCGAACUUCCUGAAGUACUUGUCCCGUCUCAGUGGCGGAUGCAUUUUUGAAGACAAGGGCAUGGUUGGGAAGCGUGUUUGCAUCCAGUGCAUUGACCCCAGCACAAGUAGCCUCAGCGAAACCUCCAACGAGUCAGAAGAGGAUGAUGAGGAGGACGAUAAGGAGAUGGCAGAGAUGCCGGUCGACAUUGCAAUGGACCUGCACAUAUUCAACCAGUUCACGCGCGGCAAGGCUUCGGUAUCGUCGCAGAUGGACUUGAGUGAUAUUCAAAGCAGUCACGAUUCCCAAACUGAAUGUGAAAAGGCUGAGCCAACUCCUAUCGUGGUUAAGAAACCCGUACACCCAUGCCAGAUCAAGUGGCAGGUGCAUGCAGCGGGGGAGGAAGAUCGCAAAGGACGAGCCGCAAUGAAGAGAACCGGUUUGCCAAGCUGCUAUCAUCCCCUGGGCUUCAUGUGCGAUGUGUCCAAACGCAGCUGGGUGGCCUGCUGUAGCCAUGUUCAAUACACCCAAGGCAGCAUUUGCUUCCUUUCCGGCAUGACCCUCCUCAAGCCUUGGCAGGCCAGGCAUUUCCUGCUGAUGAUCGACCCACAAGCUGCAAACUUGGCGCUUCGUUGCACUGAUGAUGGAUCAGUCACUGCUGUGAAGAUGUUUGGUCAACAGCUGCGCAUCGAACUCACGAAGGAGGACAUGAGCUUUGUGGACAUCUUCCGUUCAAUGAUGAGAGACGCCCUGCUGAGCUCCGAGAAGCUGAAGGAGAGCCCGCUAAAGUCCAAGUUGCAUGCCUUCUGCAUGGGAGGCGAUUCUACCGAGGGUGGUGCUGCGCACGGCCGCUGGUUUCAACCACUUGGCAUUUCAAGCAGCUUACCGGGACUGCAGCCACUGCUUCAGAAAAUGGAUGAAAAGUCGGAGGCCGUGGCGACUGCAGAGAUGAACCUGCGUGCCAGGAUCGCUUUGAUGAUUGCUAAAAAGAAGAAAACGACAACUGGAAAACUUGCCAAGGCGGCUGACUGGCGGGAGGAGCAGUUCGGCCCCCUCGAACAGUUUCUGUCGCAGCGCCCGCAUCUCUUUACUCUGGAUGGAAAGAGCUGGAAGUCUGUGAAUUAG